UCAAGCCUUUCUCUCCUUGAAAAUUUUGAUUUCAACACCAUUCUGUUCCUUUGGAAUUGGAAACAAUGGAGUUAUCAAUCUCUCUUGAUCCCAUAAUGGGCAAGGUCGUUUCCGUUUUAGAAAACGAAGCCUCGUUGCUGGCAGAGGUUGUAGCUGAAAUCGAUGAAAUCAAGCUUGAGCUCAAGGCCAUUAGAGCUUUCCUUGAGGAUGCUGCUGACACAAGCCUAGGAGUACCCAUCUCUGAAACCGAUAAACAAAGGGUCGAAAGCGUGAGAGACAUUGCCUACCAAGUUGAAGACGUUGUCGACGAAUUCAUGUACCACUUCAACAAGCAACAACAUUGGAGGGGUAAAACCUCCAGGUUUUUCUUGAAGCUUAUUCAUUUUCCCAAGCAUCUGUUGGUCAAGCAUCGAGAAGCCCUCCAGUUACAUGACAUCAACAAGAGGAUCAAAAGCAUUGCAGAGAGAAAUCAACGAUACCGGGUUUCUUUGUCAGGAUCAAGACAAUCUGAUGAGCAAAUGAGAGGACAAUAUCAUAACAACUGGGUGAAGAAUCUGAGUGAAUCUACUCUAUUUUUUAAAGAUGAAGAUCUUGUUGGAAUCAAUAAGGCACAAACUGAGUUACUGGGAUGUCUGAUGGAUCAAGAGCUUCAAAGGACCGUGAUUUCUGUGGUCGGGAUGGGCGGUAUAGGUAAAACAACUCUCGUCGCCAACACUUUCAACAGGCAAGUUAUUAAGCAACAUUUCGAUUGUCGUGCCUGGAUCACUGUCUCACAACAAUAUGUUGUCACAGAGCCAUUCAAAUGCAUCAUCAAAGAGCUCUACGGCAAGGCAAAAGAAAAAAUGGAUCCAUUGAUCAACCUAGACUCCAUGAGUUAUCGAGAUUUGGUGGAGGCACUGGUGAACUUCUUGCAGCCAAGGAGGUAUCUAAUUGUGGUUGAUGAUGUUUGGAACACUAAUUUAUGGCAAGAUAUCAGCAUAGCACUUCCUGCCAAUAUGAAUGGAAGCCGAAUCUUGCUUACUACACGGAAGGAAGAUGUUGCAUCUUUUGAAUUUGGAGUUGUAAAGCACAUCUUUCCGCUUAAACACUUACCGUUUGAAGAGAGUAUGACCCUUUUUUGCAAGAAAGCUUUUGUUGGCAAAGGUGGACAAUGCCCACCAUAUCUUGAAUCUUCAGCAAGAAAUUUGGUUGCAAAAUGUCAAGGCUUGCCAUUAGCUAUUGUGGCCUUGGGCAGUUUGAUGGCUUCCAAAAGUUUUAUUGUUGAAUGGAAUGGAGUUUAUAACAACUAAAAUCGGGAGCUAAGCUAAAACGAUGCAUAUUUUGAAAGGCUCAAGUAUAUUUCAUUGCUUAGCUACCAUGAUUUGUCUUACACACUUAAGCAAUGUUUCCAAUACUGUUGCAUAUUCCCAGAAGAUUAUGAGAUUAAACAGAAAAGGCUCAUUAGACUUUGGAUGGCUGAAGGCUUUGUUGAACCGUUAAAAGAAACACUCCCAGAAGUUGUUGCAGAGAGAUACAUAUCUGAGUUGAUUUGCAGAGGCUUGCUUCAAGUUGAGAGCAGGAAUCCAUCAGGGAGGCCCAAAGCAUUUAAGAUGCAUGACAUUUUGCGGGAGUUUUCUGUUUCCAUAUCAAAAUCCAUAAAGUUUGUUGCCAAAUCUGAUGGGAAAGAAGAAGUGGAAGACGAUGGAAUCCGUCGUUGUUCAAUUGAAGCAAAGGGGAAUGAGAUGAAAGCUACAAGGAAGACUGCACUAUCUCGGGUUUGUUCAUUGUUUGUUUUUGCCGUCAAUGAAACCUCUAAAUCUUCCGUCAAUAGACUGCCCUCUGGUUUUAAAUUGAUGGGAGUGUUGGAUUUGGAAGACAUUCCAAUCAAGGAACUCCCAGAUGAAUUGGUGGAUUUAUUCAAUUUGAGAUAUCUUAACCUGACAAGAACUCAAGUGAAAGAGCUUCCGAAAUCCAUCGGCAAGCUUUACAAUUUACAGUCUCUAAUUAUGAAAGAGACUCAAAUAAAAGAGCUUCCUUCAGGAAUUGUGAAGCUGAAAAAUCUUCGAUAUCUUGUUGCUUAUGGUUACAAUGCAGAAAAACCAACCGCAUUUGACUAUUGGUUUGGCCCAGUAGUUCCGUCCAACAUUUGUUUACUAGACAACUUACAAGUUUUGAUGGCUGUGGAAUCAAGAGGUGAUUUCAUCAAACAACUCAGCAAAUUGACUCAAGUGAGAGACCUUGACGUUAUUAAUUUGAAGGAAACUGAUGAGGAAAACUUGUGCUUAGCCAUUGCAAAAAUGAUACACCUUCGAUCCUUAGGGGUGAAGUUAUGUAAUGAAGAUGAGCAACUGAAGAUGGAUGCACUUGAAUCAGCUCCCCCUGCUCUUGAGAAACUUGUAUUAGUUGGGAAAUUGGAGAAGGUACCGCACUGGUUUAACUCGCUCAACAGCCUCAGGCGAUUGUCUCUAGGCGAGUCUAGAUUGAGGGAUGAUUUUCUCCCUCACAUCCAAGCAUUGCCUAAUCUUGGAGAACUCGGACUACUAAAUGCAUAUUUGGGAGAUCGAUUAUGCUUCCUAGAAGGAUUCCAAAAGCUUAAGGUUUUAACAAUUGAGAGAUGCCCUGGAUUGAAAGAAAUUGUGAUCAAUAAAGGAGUUAUGCAAGUCUGCAAGAGCCGUCUAUCAUUGGUUGCCCAAGCGUUAUUCAUUCAUUCAAUUGAUUUCACUCUACCAAACUGCCUGUAAAUGUGUUCCUUUUCUAUUUCAGGUUAUAUUGUGAAGCAAAACAUGGUUGAUGAUUCCAGAGCCUUUGUUCAGUUGAUGUUAUUGCAGAAAAAACUCAUACUCUACAA
Messenger RNA from Hibiscus syriacus, 2827 nucleotides. Its product is annotated as disease resistance protein RPM1-like. The transcript is spliced from 2 exons. Gene Ontology annotation, biological process: defense response to other organism. NCBI's taxonomy places the organism in Eukaryota, Viridiplantae, Streptophyta, Magnoliopsida, Malvales, Malvaceae. The record is from RefSeq and is a predicted model, not a curated record. Gene Ontology annotation, molecular function: ADP binding.